GUGCAGCGCUCCUUCAGACGUGCUCAGUGUGCUACCACACUGCUGUUCUUAGCCAGCGCAGAGGGGAGGUCGGGAGACUGGUUUCCACACACAAGUCCACCACACCGCUUCCAGUGAGAGUCAGCCCCCAAACCCCGGUUGCAGGACUCAGGUUUUGGUCAUCGUGCAGCGUUGGGGAUCAGGCAAGUGGUCGGAGUGCAGGUCUAAUCAAGACGCUACCGUGAGGUGCUUGGCGCAGAGGCUUGGGGGAUGGGACAAGUGUGGACACGAAGCCUUUUCUGAUUAUUUUGCAUGGAUGGCUAAGGAGAAAAGAGAUCUGCUCUGAAAACCGGCCUCUCUUCAUUUUGAACAUAAUAUCUUUAACAGUUCCUGGAUCCAGCCGGCAUCCUUAUUCUCUAACUCCAGAGAGACGCAGCCUCAUCUGCCAAAGGAGUUGACAUGAAUGAAGAAAACAACAGCACUGUGUCCCUGGUCUUGGAAACUGAAAGUACCUUGCGGCCGCUUGGCACACAUCACAUUGCAAACGGAGGCUCUUCUGAGGGUCAUGCCGGCGUCCUGACCGUCGAGGCAGGUCUGGGGCAGAGCGUGGAGGAGGCAGAGGCGGGACGCAGCUUUGGAAAGAAACAGAACAGCGACACGUCGGAGAAGAGCACUGGAACACUAGGAGGCAAAGUAUCGCAGCUGAGAAAGGAAGGGCAGGAUGUAGGGAAAAUGCAAGAGGAACUGGGUAAAGAAUGCAGGCUUUCCUCCAGGGGCUCUUGUGUUUCACACUCACAGAACGGCCUGGAAUCCGGAGAUGAAGAGGUGGCUGACAAGCCUCUCAUGAAUGGCAGGUUGAAAGACAGGGGGGACGAGAGGGACAAGCCAGCUCCUGGAGAAGGGCCAAGUGGUACCGCUGGAGAAGAGACCUCUCAGACUGAAGAUGAGCCAAGCAGGAAAGCAGAGAAUCAGACGGAUGCUGAUACGGAGAAAGAGGGGACCCAGGUUCGGGACAACCGGGAUGGGUUCAGUUCUACUUUCGAGCGAAUCGUGGAGUCGGACCUCAUGAGGGGCACCUACUACAGCAGCCUGGACUCACUCGACGUGCUGUCCCUGACCGACGAGACGGACAGCUGUGUCAGCUUCGAGGCCCCGCUGACCCCUCUCAUCCAGCAGAGGGUCAAGGACGGACCCGAGCUGCUGGAGCAGAAGCUGGUGGCCCAGCAGCAAGAGGUUCUGGAGCUGAGCACCGUGAGCAAGCAGGAGGCAGAGCAGGAGGGGCCACAGGGGCAGGAGGACCCGACGGCCGGACGGUGUGCUGAGGAGGCCUGCGGGAGCCCCCUGCGUCACUCCAUAACGAGCAGCAGAUCUGAGAACGUCCUCAGCAGGUCCUCCCUGAAGGUCAUCCCCAACGGGUUUCACAUAGAGAAUGAGGCGACAGCGGACGACACCAGCAAGAUCUCCAACUCCAUCAGUGAUGCCAACUUGAAGGAUGUCCUCUCUGACUCGGACUCCGAGAUGGGCAGCAUGGAGCAGCUGGAGCACGGGAGCACCGAUACGCUCGCCAAUGGCUGCAAGGCUGACACCGAGGCUGCCAGAAGACUGGCCAAGCGGCUGUAUAACCUCGAGGGAUUUAAGCGCUGCGAUGUUGCCCGGCAUCUUGGGAAAAACAACGAGUUCAGCCGGUUGGUUGCAGCAGAGUACCUUAGCUUCUUUGACUUCACUGGCAUGUCUUUGGACAGAGCUCUCAGAACAUUUCUGAAAGCUUUUCCCCUGAUGGGCGAGACCCAGGAGAGGGAGCGAGUUCUGAUCCACUUCUCCAGACGAUACUGCUGCUGCAAUCCAGAGGGUAUGACCUCAGAAGAUGGUGUCCACACUCUUACAUGUGCUCUGAUGCUUCUCAAUACGGAUCUCCAUGGUCAUAAUAUUGGGAAGAAAAUGUCCUGUCAGCAGUUCAUAGCCAAUCUGGAUGGUCUCAAUGACGGCAGCGACUUCCCUAAGGACCUAUUGAAGGUUUUGUACAAUUCCAUAAAGAAUGAAAAGUUGGAGUGGGCGAUAGAUGAAGAGGAGCUCAGGAAGUCCCUGUCGGAACUUGUGGACGACAAGUUUGAGAGUGGAGUGAAAAAAGUGACCAGGAUUGGGGACGGAGGCAACCCCUUCCUCGACAUUCCCCUGGCCCUCAACGCCGCAACGUACAAGCACGGGGUUCUGACUCGCAAGAGCCAUGCGGACAUGGACGGCAAGAGGACACCAAGAGGAAGAAGAGGCUGGAAGAAGUUCUAUGCUGUUCUGAAAGGAACCAUUCUGUAUCUGCAGAAGGAUGAAUAUAAGCCUGACAAAGACCUUUCUGAAGUGGAUUUGAAAAAUGCCAUUCGUAUUCACCACGCCUUAGCAACAAAGGCCACAGACUACAGCAAGAGACCAAGCGUCCUCAAAUUGAAGACAGCUGACUGGAGAGUGUUUCUUUUUCAGGCCCCGAGUGAAGAGGAGAUGAUGUCCUGGAUCCUCAGGAUCAACUUGGUCGCUGCCCUCUUCUCGGCCCCGGCUUUCCCUGCAGCCAUAGGCUCCAUGAAGAAAUUCUGCCGGCCACUUCUGCCGUCAUCUACCACCAAGCUCUCCCAGGAGGAGCAGUUGAGGUCACACGAGAACAAGUUCAAACAGAUCUCUGCAGAAGUGGAAGAACAUGGGAAAAACUCCCCCGACAAAACCUUAAAAACAAAAGAAACAGAGGAAUACAGACUGAAGGAGCACUAUCUAAUAUUUGAGAAAAGUCGAUAUGAAACAUACAUUCACCUCCUGAAGGCCAAGCUAAAGGUAGAAAGUGAUGAUUUGGAGAAAAUCGAGGCGAGCCUGUUCAGUGUGGAAGGAGAGGAGAGCUGUCUGCGGAAGACACAGUCCAGCCCCUCGCUGAACCAGGGCCACGUGUCCCUCAACGGGACAGCAGACGGCAAAGACAUUCUGGAUCACAAGUGCUGAGGAGAAAGGAAACUAGCAUGAAGUGGUCUGUGGUGGAUAUUUUGAGUUCACAGAAGAGCACAAUGUACUUAUUCCACUUAGGACCCAUGUUGGGGCCACGACAUUCUAAAACAAUACAUGAUGUGAUAAAGAAAACUUACCACAAGAGUGUGUUUUGUAACACGGUGAAAACCUAUGCUUUUUUAGUGCUUAUAUAGAUCUCGAAUCCACUUUGUCCACAUGGUAAAAACAAACUCUUUCCAGCACGCUGGCUGCCACUUGUGUGUGCAAUAAUGGACACAUUACCAUGGCCUCUCUGGUCAGAUUGUUCUGUUAACCAUCUGCGACUGCUAUACUUUGCAACAUACAGACCUAGUUUUUAUUAUUUUCUGAAAAUAAUGCUAUGAUUAUAGCAAACUACAAAGCAGCGGGACUGCAGUGCCAAUGUUUUCCUUGUAUCAGAAAUUGCUGAAACAAGAGAACUGCCACAGCUUACAACCUCCAUGAUUAAAACUAGAUUUCUGAUACGCUGAUUUAUAUACUGACAACUAUUGCAAAGCAAUAGGUAAAAAUGCGCUAUUGUACAGCCGAGAGACUGUUCUGAUUAUAGUGCGAGAACUGUGUGACUAAGCUGAGUCUUGUACGCAAAGUGGGAAGAUGUAUUACUAGGGUACUAGAUGACUUGUUUCAGAGGAUAAAUUACUUCAACGGUACAAAGUAAAGUGUGUGCUGGAACUGAAGGAAAGAAAUGCUUUAUGAUUCAGUCUAGUUGUUGGACAGCACAAGUGUCCCAUCUGUUUCAUAAAACUCUGCUUCAGAAUGCUAGCAGUAAAUUAGUAAAUGUCAUUUUUACUUUAUAUCAACUUUCGUAUUAUGAGACAGUACCAUAUUGCUAUGACUAAAGAGCUGACUUAUAUAAUCCAAGGCUUUUAGGUAGAUUAAUGCUGUUUUAAUACAAAACAAGACAUUUUAUUAUCAUCCUUUUCGUUUAUGAAGGAAUUUCCUAUUAAGUCGAUUUCAAUAGGCCUUGCCUUCUGAUUGUUUUGUAAGUUGAUUUUAAUUGCACUUUAUGUUACAGCUUUGUUCUGUUUUUCCUUUAUUGUAAAUUAUUUUCAUAUUUAUUUUUAUUUUUUAUUUUUCUGUGAUUUAAAAAAAUGUAAAGGACCCUUUUACUGGAAUCUAAGGUUAUUACUGAAAUGACCGCAUAAAGGUUCUUUUUAUAAAUAUUUUGGAUGACUAUUUAUUGACAAUUGUAUGCUGGACAUAAAGGUGAAAAGUAAUCUGAUCACUCUGAAGGGGGUUGACUGAGAAAUUUGAAUUAGGAAAAGAGUACAACUCUUGAAAGCCAACCACACACAUCUGCAAAAGAUGACUGCUGAUUCUCAGUGAAAUGAAGUGUCCACUUAUACAGAAGCUAUACAUUGUAUCCCUCACACUUCCACAAAAUGUUAAAUAAAAUGGAUCUCCAGGGUCA
Messenger RNA from Lepisosteus oculatus (spotted gar), 4408 nucleotides. It is a transcript of the gene psd2, whose product is annotated as pleckstrin and Sec7 domain containing 2. The record is from RefSeq and is a predicted model, not a curated record. NCBI's taxonomy places the organism in Eukaryota, Metazoa, Chordata, Actinopteri, Semionotiformes, Lepisosteidae. Gene Ontology annotation, biological process: regulation of ARF protein signal transduction. Gene Ontology annotation, molecular function: guanyl-nucleotide exchange factor activity; protein binding; phospholipid binding.